AGAGGCUGGCGGUCCCCGGCCCAGAGGAGGGGGCGGUCGCAGGGAGGCUGCCAGGGGCUGGAGCUGGUGCCGGCUGCUCUCUGGACUGCAGGGGGUGCGGGAUCCCCUCUCCGCGUUGCCUGCCCAGCCUCAGCCGGCUCGGAGGCGGCAGCCAAGCAGCGCGGUCCUUGCCAUGCUGGCGGCAGCUGGGAGCCGCGCCUGCCUGGGCCGGCUCCUGGGCGAAGGGCAGCUGCACGCCCGCCUGCUCAGGCCGGCAGCCCGUGGGAUCGCGGCCACUGCAGCUUCCUCCAGCAGCGCCCACAACCGAAGCCCAGGGGCCAUCAGCUCGGCUAAGAAGAUGUACAAAGUACCUGGUAGUUACAAACCUUCCAACUUUGACAAAAAAAUCCUCAUGUGGACAGGACGCUUCAAGACUGAUGAAGAGAUUCCCUCAAGGAUCCCGCCAGAAAUGCUGGACAUUGCAAGGAACAAAGCUCGAGUAAAAGCCUGUUAUCUAAUGAUUGGCCUCACAAUUAUCGCCUGCUUUGCUGUGAUUGCAUCAGCUAGAAGGGCUGAACAAGAGUCCCUAACAAGCUGGAACCUAGCAAAGAAAGCCAAGUGGUGUGAAAAGGCUGCAAUAUCAUCAGAGUUUAAGACUAAAUAAUAUUUCUAUUAAAAACUGUGGAUUUGCUACUAGGAGCAAACACCACAAAAAACAAAUGUUACUUGGCAUAAUUAGUGACUGUCUAACUAGUUAGCAGACUGCUAUGUUAAACAUCAAUACAUUGGAGCCCAACAAUGUUGGGAACAAAGGGAAUAGGGUGUCUUAUUCUACAUUACACAGAGAUAUUUUCAGUACUUGCAGCAGAUGACCAAGGUCAGUUCAAAUCUUUAGAAAGUUCUAAUAAUUCCAGUUUCAAGAGA
Messenger RNA from Gopherus flavomarginatus (Mexican gopher tortoise), 903 nucleotides. RefSeq names its product family with sequence similarity 162 member B (gene FAM162B). Bases 173 to 643 code for a protein of 156 amino acids. NCBI's taxonomy places the organism in Eukaryota, Metazoa, Chordata, Testudines, Testudinidae. The record is from RefSeq and is a predicted model, not a curated record. The transcript has 4 exons.